Molecule: messenger RNA, 4630 nt
Organism: Microcebus murinus (gray mouse lemur)
Lineage: Eukaryota; Metazoa; Chordata; Mammalia; Primates; Cheirogaleidae
Gene: RIPPLY2
Product: ripply transcriptional repressor 2
Biological process (GO): negative regulation of transcription by RNA polymerase II; embryonic pattern specification
Cellular component (GO): nucleus
Source: RefSeq, a predicted model, not a curated record
AAAGCUUACUUAAGAGGUACAUAUAUUUGUUCUCAAAUAAUAAAUAUAAUGUUCCUGAAAAUUGUAUUGAUGGUUCUCUUCUUCUGGCACAGCUUAAAAUUAUUAUUUUCCUUCAUGAUUCAGCUAGGAAAUCCCAUGUUUGAUGGAGAUGAUAAACUAUGCAAAAAACAGCUUCAAGAUGCAUAUAAAUAGGUGGUAUAAAUAGAAUAAAUGUAUAAAUGGUAAGUUUAAGAUCUAUUUCUAAUAAUCCAUAUUUCUAUUUCUCAGUUUACCUAGAUUUGAUCAAGUAUAAAUCUUGCCAUAUUUUUAUGAGGUGGAUGUCCCUUUUCUCCUUACAGUAAUAUUGUUUGACAAUUUUAAGUCAACUGAUAUUUUCUCAUUAUCAUACUAUACCCCUUUUCCCCCACACCAGAUCUAGUUACUUGAUUAAGUCUUUUUCUUGGGAGUUCCCAGGCCUGGAUUACUGUCAUCACUGAUUCACACGCUCCAACCUCAUGAAGAGCUUCCCCAGAGCUAUUGAUUUCAUUUCUUCCUUUCCCUUGGGGGACAAUGAACCAUCAUCCAGCCCUCUCUCCCCAUGAAGAAGCCUCUCCUUUCCUCAUGUUAUGAACAUACUUUUGUCGCUUGCACCCUAAAAACAAACCCUUUUACUGAUCCAACAUUCCCCCCUGCUCUUUUUUCCUUUCUAAAGAGUAGCCUCAACUCACUGUUUUCAUUUCUUCACUUCUAAUCUCUAACUCAACUUGCUGUCAAAACACUUCUGUCCCCAUACAGUCAAAUGAUGUUGUUCUAAAGUCCCUUAUAACUCCUUAAUACCCAAAUCUAAGUAACACUUGGCCUUAUCUUACUUGACCCCUUGCUAGCAUUUACUGCCUUGGACCUCUCCUGCCUUGCUGGCAUUCUUUCAUCCCAAGUUUCCACCACACCUGCUUCACUGAUGGGCCUUCUAUUACCUUCACUACUCCUUCACGAUGACUUUUUAUUUUUCAUAUCCCCUCACCUUAUAAUCAAUCAGAUGUUGAUCUCUAGACCUAUGUCCUUGGCCCUAUUCUCAAGCUACAAAAUUUCCUUGGGAAAACUAAUCAAUUCCUAUUGCUUUAAUUACCACUUCUUUGCUGAUACCUACCACAUUUUAGCCUUUAGCCCUAAAUUCUCCACUGAACUAUAGACCUCUUAUCUUUGGCUGUCUCCUGGAUAUCUCCUCCACCUACAUGUUACUAGACUCUCUAAAAUCUAUUAGAUCACUUAUGGGUUAUUUUUCUUGGGUGACUGUAUUUUAAACGUAGGAAGGAAGGUGAACUCAAUAUUCAGUAGCCAGAAGGGCAUAUUCUGGUACUCUUACAUGCUGUUUAUUUCUGUUUCUCCUCUUUUCAGGUACAAGGUAGACUACCACUUCCUCGUUCCUUUAAAAUUGGGUAUGUCAUGUGAUUUGUUUUGGCCAGUGAAAUGUGUGUCACUUCUAGGCAGAAACCUCUGAAAACUGGCACACAAAUAAUUUUUAUUCCCUUCCUCUUAUUAUGACAACCGGCAACAUUUCAGAAGUAAGAGGCUCCAUCAGCUUGCAUCCUUAAGUGAAGAUGAUGUGGAAAAGAUCUCCUGCCAACAACCAAAAAAUGGACAUAUAGCAUGAGUGAGAAAUAAACCUUUGCUAUUUUAAGCCUGGGGGAUUUUGGAAUUAUCUGUUACUGCCAUAUAGCCCAGCCCACCCUGACUGACUCAAGAUCCAAAACCAAAUUCAUUAUUUUUUUUCCUGUAUACCAUUAACAGAAUAAAACAACAUAAAAGUAUCUCACCUGCUGUUAGUCCUACAUUCCUUGUUUUCUUUGUCUUGGAGCCAUCACCAUCUACUCACUUCCUCAGACUAGAAACCUGGGAGCAUAUCUGGACUCCACUUUCAUGUCAAGCCACAUUUUAUGACUCAGGUAAUUUUAUAAAUUCUAUUUCCUAAAUAUCCUUCAAAUUGAUCCUUUCAUCUCCAUUCUUAGUGUACAUCUUAUUAUUAUCUCUUGACUAGACCUUUUAAAUGGACCUUUUAAAUGACCUUUUAAAUGGACUCUUUGUCUCCACUACCAGUCUUCCCUAAAUCUAUCUUCCAUAUGCCUGCCAGAGUGAUUUCUACAAAAUACAAACUUUGACCAUUGUACUUUCCAGUUUAAAAUCUAUUCUGUGCUUACAGAACAAAGUCAUAAUGUCUUAGCAUAGCCUACAGUGAUAUCCUGAUCCUUUUCCUCCCACCAUUUCACCACAUAGAUAGUACUAUUCUUUGAUCCUUUUAGAAAUCUCAAUUUAGACUUCAUUUACUCCAGGAAGGUUUUCCUGGUUGUCCCAAACAGACUUUUUAAGUACCUCCCUUUUGUUACUUCUCCACCUAAAAUGUGCUUUUGCUACUAAGUGUGUCAUUUUUAGAAAAUCUUUGCUUAUGUGGCCAUUGUAAUGGUUAUAAUCCUGGGGAUAGGAGGAAUGUCUUAUUCACCAUAUCUGGAAAGUAUAGUACUUAGCACAUUACAGACACCUCAAAAAGGUGUUUAUGGAACAGAAAUGAUAAGUGAUUUCAUCAGAUAGCUUAACAUCUGUUAAGAGCUCAUAUUUUUUAAAUAGCUUAAAAUCUGUUGAGGGCUUACUCUGUGUCAGGUAGCUUUAUUUUUAUUUAGCCUAACAGUAACCCUAGGGCAUUGAGACAUGCAUUAGGUAUCUAUCCUUACUGAUUUCAUUAUCAGAAGCAAACCAAAUCUCACCUUCUUAGCAGGUAGAUCAUUACAGGCCCUUAGGUACUAAUCAGAUGGAUUAUUUUCCUACGCAGUAAUUGAAUGAAUAGCAGAGACAUUAUCGUUUACACUCAAGGUUUUUUAUCUACAACUUUUAAGAGAAAGUUCAGGUCCAUUAUUUAAAACAUUUUGAAAAAAAUUAUAACAUCUAUAUGUCAUCUUUCCUUUAAGCAUACUUUUUACCAAGUUUAGUGGACCUCUGUAGAUAAAUGAGGGGUAACUCAAAUAAGAGAAACAGGGGCACAGGGAGAUUGACUUUUCUCCUUUCAUGUUUUCAAUAUUUCAUUAUGAUUCCAUUCACAAUCCCAAAUGAAUUUUUCUAAUUAUCAUUAAGUGACAAAAUACCAAGUAGUGAUAGAGGUGUAUACAUGAACUCAAGACUUCUUGUUGCAAGGAUAAUGAUAAAAUAUUGGAGAAAGCAUAAAGGUAUGAGAAGACACUAUAGAGUUAUAUGCCCAUAUCACAUGACUCCAGUCUGGCCUUCUUGGCCAGAAACAGUCAACCUUUUAUAAUUCACCUCUUGUUGCCAAUAAUUUUCUAUUAUCUCAAAUAACAAUAAGUAGAUGUACAAACCAAGUUUAUCAAUGCAUUAAAAAAACAACAACAGCUCGACAUUCUUAUCUUAUGGAGUCUAUUAAUUUGUCCAUUUUUUAAAAAAUUGCUCCGGUAUGAGGAAUUGAGGCCCUUCCUUUUUCAUUUUAGUCCUCAUCCCCGCUUUUAAACCAUGAGAUGCAGUCAGUUGCAUUUGCCAAAGCCUGAGCCGUGAGACUCCGGCUAGUGAAGCAAUUACCCAGCCACUUGGCCCUUUUGCAGAAAUACACAAAACGUGUAGAAUUGCUUAAUUUUAUCCCCUCCUGGCCUUUUCACGUGGAAAUUGGCUGCUCGGGCGAAUGUUGUUUUUCACCGCAGCCAUGUGUCGAAGGGCGAUUAACACUCGCUUGACAAAACCCCUUGCCCGGCCAUUUGGGAGUUGCACGCGUUCGCACCCCGAGUUCAGCCCGGUGCGCCUUCACGCGCAGCCUUUUUGUUUAUGCGGCUAGCAGUGGGGAGAAGGGCGGAGAGGGAGCGAACCUGGCGAUCUGCAGCAGGCCGCGAGGGCUAUAUAAAGCUCGGGUCCCGGACCUAGUGGAAGGGGCCAGGACUCCCAGCAAGCCAGCACCAGCUUUCCGCCCAGCCUCGCUGCGUCAUGGAGAGCGCGGGGAGCGGAGCGGGCCAGCGCGCCGCCCCCUAUGGCCCCGCACGGCGCGGGGGCGCGGACUCCGGGUAGGCUCCUGGCGCGGCUGUGCGCCUCACCCCCUCCUCCCGCGUCCUUCCAGCCCGCGCGUCCCCAGCUCCUCCCCUUGGCUCUCCAACCCCCGACACUGUGGUGCCAGCGCUUGGCUUGGGUAGAUUCUCCCAGGUCUGGGCUCACGUCCCCUCUGCGCGCCUUGUGCUCCCCAUCCUGCAGAUCCGCAGGCUUCUGGAGACCCUGGAUCGACGCCCGAGGCGAGAAAGAGGAAGCGGUGCCGCAGCACGCCGCGGAGGCGAUGCCUGAUGGCUCUGGAAUGACCGAAGCGUCAGGAAAGCUGUCCCAAUACAGACACCCAGUCAGACUAUUUUGGCCAAAAUCAAAGUGUUAUGAUUACUUAUAUCAGGAAGCAGAGGCUCUUCUGAAAAAUUUUCCAAUUCAAGCCACAAUUUCAUUUUAUGAAGAUUCUGAUAGUGAAGAUGAAAUUGAGGAGCUGACCUGUGAAAAUUAAUGUUAUUAAUUACUUUUGAUGACAUUCAAAACUUGUAGGAUUUAAAUUUAGUAUAUAAAUGUAUCAUAAUCCUUUCAAACUAAUUUAUUUGUAUAUAAAUUAUUAAUAAAAUGAAAUAUUUUGUAA